GGAAGAGUGAAUAAAAACGCAGUCGGAUCCAAGUCUUGAUUACCAACUUUGGCGUUUGGCAAAAAAAAAGAUUGAAGUUCAACCGUGAUCCGAAAGUCAAAAUGGGCAGCACCGCCGCACGAACAUACUUGGCUUUUCACCACAAUGCCAAGCUCUACAAGCUCUCAGCUGUGGUCUCGGCGAUAACGCCCUUUUCCGCCCUGGAAGAAGCCAACAAGCUUCUCUUCAAGAAAGGCACAGACGAUGACUUCGCCGUCGUGACCGAGAAGACCAUCUUCCACCCUCAAGGAGGCGGCCAACCCUCGGAUGAAGGCGUCAUGACCAAGGGAAAUGAGAGCGUCUUUCGUGUGAGCAUGGUCCGCAUGGACGCUGUGAACGACGGACAAGUCCUCCACUUUGGCCGCUUCGACUCUUCCUCUCCCAGCAGAUUCCAAGUCGGCGAUACGGUCGAACAAUCCAUCGACGUGGAAAAGCGCCUCCUGUACUCACGCCUCCACACCGCGGGUCACGUCCUAGGCGCCGCAGUCCGGCACUGGCUCGAGAAGGAAAUUCCCGGGUUCGACGAGCUGAAGGCGUCACACUUCCCUGACUCUGCGGCUUGCGAGUUCCAGGGCUCAAUUGAAGGGAAAUGGAAGGAUCCGAUACAACAGAAGGUGAAUGAAUACAUUGACAAGGCGAUGCCGGUCGAGGUGGAUUUCUGGGAUGAGGAAGAUUUCAGAAAGAACGGGCUGGAGAGGCUGAUUCCCGAUCGGAGCUUGGCGCCGCCGGGAGAGAAGUUCAGGGUGGUCAAGAUUGUGGGCGCCGACGUGUAUCCGUGCGGUGGGACGCAUGUUGAUACCACGGAUUUGUGCGGGAAGACAACGGUGAAGAAGAUUUCGAGGAGUAAGGGGACUUCGAGGGUGUCUUAUGCUGUGAAUUGAGGUGGACCAAGUCCAUCAACAAAACACUUUUUGCCAAUGGUUUCCCAUGUGCAGCGUCCUUUCAUGAUAACAGUCUUGUUUGCAUCUCGCAGAUAGGGAGGGCGCACAUGAGCAAGGGCUCAUUCAUCAGAGUUGUAUCCAUGGCGUACAAAGGUCAUGGUGAAGGGAUUCUUAGUUGGGUCUACAUCCCAAGAGGUGAUGAAUGAUGGAGUUUCGACUUGCAUUGGGGCAGUGCAGACAUGAAGCCAACAGCAGUGCCCUGCCGAUAAGGCCUAGCAGAGUUGGGGAACAGACAGAACUGACUCCACUCCCCAACGGGUAGCUGCUACGGUUAGUGGAAUGUGGGUCGUGCUGCACAAC
Neurospora tetraspora is the source of this 1280-nucleotide messenger RNA. RefSeq names its product Threonyl/alanyl tRNA synthetase. The transcript has 2 exons. Gene Ontology annotation, molecular function: alanine-tRNA ligase activity; ATP binding; nucleic acid binding. Lineage: Eukaryota; Fungi; Ascomycota; Sordariomycetes; Sordariales; Sordariaceae. Gene Ontology annotation, biological process: alanyl-tRNA aminoacylation. The record is from RefSeq and is a predicted model, not a curated record. The coding region runs from base 102 to 920 and encodes 272 amino acids.